Molecule: messenger RNA, 2460 nt
Organism: Amaranthus tricolor (Joseph's coat)
Lineage: Eukaryota; Viridiplantae; Streptophyta; Magnoliopsida; Caryophyllales; Amaranthaceae
Product: GDSL esterase/lipase At5g45960-like
Exons: 5
Coding region: 76-1257 (393 amino acids)
Molecular function (GO): hydrolase activity, acting on ester bonds
Source: RefSeq, a predicted model, not a curated record
AUCGAGUAUAUAUAUUAAUGAUGCAGAUGAUCAGUUGAGUUGAUAGUCAUUGUAUUUUGUAGCUAGCCAUCAUAGAUGCAUAUAUACUCCAUGGAUCUGAUAAUGUAUGCGGCCAUCAUGAUGACGCCAAUUCUAUCCAUAUCUUUACUUAAUAAUGUCCUUGCAUUGCGUAGAAUAUACUAUUAUUGCCAUUCUAUCUUUUUUCUUUUUACAAUUAUCCUUCAUGGCCAUGCACAUGCCCAUGAUUUUAAAACUCCUAAAAACACAUCCAUCACAUCCAUUUUUAUAUUUGGAGACUCAACCGUUGAUCCUGGGAAUAAUGACUAUGUCAAAACCCUUUUUAGAAGUAAUUUUCUUCCUUAUGGUAUUGAUUUUCCCAAUCAUACACCUACCGGAAGAUUCACUAAUGGAAGACUUCCCACUGAUUUUAUAGCUUCAUACGCAGGAGUGAAAGAAUACGUGCCAGCUUAUUUAGAUCCGAAUCUAAGAUUGAAAGAUCUUAUGACCGGCGUUAGCUUUGCCUCAGCUGGUACUGGUUAUGAUCCUACUACUGCACUAAAAAAUAAGGUAAUUGAUUUGACAACGCAAGUGCAAUACUUUGAUGAAUAUAAGAAAAAAGUUGAACAUUUGAUUGGGAAGAAGGAAAUGGAGAAAAUUGUGAGCAAUGCAGCAUUUAUCAUUAGUUGUGGCACAAAUGAUAUAGUUUAUACGUAUGGACUAGUACCAUAUUUAUCUUUAGUGUCUGAUUCUAUCUCGCCAUACCUACGUUUUAUGAUAAAACAAAGCAAAUGGUUGAUACAGGAACUGAUAGAUCGAGGCGCAAAAAGAAUUGGAGUAGUAGGUUUACCACCCGUAGGUUGCCUACCAGCAAUAAUAACCCUUCAUACAUCUCCACAUCAACCACGUAUUUGUAUUGAAUCCUUGUCAUCAAUUGCAUUACAGUUCAACGAAAUGUUAGAACGUGAAUUGAAUAACAUGCAGCAGCAAUCAACACUAACUAUUAUUUAUGGGGACAUCUAUACACCUUUACAAGACCAAUUCAUCCAUCCACAUAAAUAUGGUUUUGAGGUUGCUGAUAGAGGGUGUUGUGGAAGUGGGUUAUUUGAAGGAGCCAUAACUUGUAACUCAUUGUUUCCAAUAUGCAAUGACCGCUCCAAAUAUCUAUUUUGGGAUUCAAUACAUCCAACCGAAAGAUCAUAUUACUUUCUUUUUGAAGCUCUUCGUCCUGUUAUCGAUUUUGUUAUCAACACCCCUUGAAAAAACAUUUAAUAAUCAUAUAUUAAAAAAAAAUUACAUGCUCGAUUAAAGUAGAUAUUAAAUUCAUAAUGUAAGUGACAUAGCUUUUUUUACAGUCGUUUAUGCUUACCAAAGUAAUUUACAACUACUCCUAAAUAUAAUACAACUAAGUAAUAUAAUAGUAAGCAGAGGUUCGAUCCACAGAGAAAAUAGGAACUUCAAUUGAUUUAGGUGUAUUUUCUUAGAUAUGAACAAUAAUAUAAGGAGGGUUAAGUGUAGUGAUGAGCAAACUUGUUUAAAUUGACUAAAAACAACUAAUAAAGAUUAUGAGGUUAUAAACAGAUAAAAGCAAUUCUUGAGUUCUUGUUAGUAUUCCAACUUCACACAUUAAUUUUCAAUCUUCCCAAAUCAACACAAUCAACUAGUUUAUUAAAAGGAAAAACAUCCUUAAUCUUGAUUCAUAAAUGUAUAAGUGAAAAGCAUCAAGUAUACAUCAUAACAAGUCAAUAAACUUAUGGAAUUGUAAACUAAAGCAAGAUUACAAUUAACCAAAAUGAUAAUCCUUCUCAAACAACAUAUAAACUAAAGUAAUUAUAAGUUAUUCAAGUUGCCACCAUACUUAAAUUAGAUAAAGCAAUCCAAUUCAAUAGCAUGUGAAUAAGCAAUUAGAAAACCUAUUUGCAACUAAGCAUUCCAUUUAAACCAAUUCAAUUCAUAUUCAAAAGCGAAAAGAUUAUCAAAGAUGAUUGUAUUAAUAAAAAGGGAAAGACUAACAAUUAAUGGCAAAAGAGGAUACUAAUUUUCCUCAAGAUGAAAACCUUAGCGAACAACGGCCAUCUCUAUCAAAAGUAUGAGAAAGAAUGAGUUUAAAGAUUUUCCUAAAUUACAACCCUAAUACAAUUUCAGCAAAAGUUUUUUUUAAACUCUCUCCUAAAACUAUUACAAUCCAUCCCUUAAAUACUAGUUUGCAAACAUUUACUUAAUUGACAGGAGAAGAGAAGACAUCAUUACUCUGAUUCGAGCCAUCUUCUUCGUCAACCUUGCUGCCUUUUGCAUCCAAUCAACUUCAGAAGUAAAAUGUGAAAGCAACAAGUUUUAAAAGUCGAGGCGCUCAGGUUGCGGGCCGCGACUAAACUCGCGAGCCACGAGUUGCUGCUGAUUUGCUUUCUGCUUCAAUUCUUUCCCUCUUUCUUGUUUCUAAUACUACUACUACUAAUAAUAAAG